GUGGUGAUACUUUACGUGGCAGAAAGGUAGCCGACGAACAUACACCUUGAUGAUCAUAGAUUGAAAUCCUACUUCUGUUGAUAGGACUAUAAAACUGGUAGAAUAUCUCAUAUUGAUAUAGCAUCAUCUAUCAACUUUACAAUCAACAACAUGCGUAGUCUGAUUAUAGCACCAUUACCAGAUAACUUAAACCUCAAUUCAUCGCUAACGACAGCAUUACAGAAAUCAGUUGAGAAAGCUACAGACGUUGGAUUGAUAUUCACAGGAGAACUUCCCAGACAAUCUGAACGUCAUGGCAGUUUUACGCGAUUCCAAGCGUUCUUGAUUGAAAUAUACAGUACAUUGAUAGCUAACAGGAAAGAUAAAUCUAACUGGUGGGCUGGUAACAUUGACGUAUGGUUUGAGUCAUUUUGGCAAUCAGAUUGGAUGUACAAGGCAAGAUUAACAGAUUGGGAUAUCAUGUAUACUACAUCUGAUGUUCUUAGUACAAUCAGUGGAUCGAAAUUGCAGGAUAUACCAAUCAAACAGACAAUAGAAGGACUUGAAGGUGUUAAAAUAGGAAAACACAAGCCAGAUAACGGCGGAAUUUACGAUACGAUUGCGCUUGGUGGUACAUUUGAUCAUUUGCAUGCAGGACAUAAGGUUUUGUUGACUUUAGCAGCCUACAUCAGUAGAAAGAAAGUAGUCAUUGGUGUAACAGGUCCUGACUUACUGACACGUAAGAAUGAUGCAGAUGUACUCGAAUCAAUAGAAACACGUAAAGCAGCAGUAGAUGGAUUUUUAAAGCGUCUUAGACCUGAUGUUGAAGCUUAUGUGUUUACACUGAACGAUGUAUAUGGUCCAACAGGUGAUGAUGAAGACAUAGAUGCCAUUGUUGUGUCUCGAGAGACACUAAGUGGAUCAGAUGCUAUUAACAAAAAAAGGAAAGAAAACAAGAUAAAGGAGUUAGAUGUGUUCAUGAUAGAACUGGUUGAUCAUACAGCUGAAUUGAAGCUGAGUUCAACGGAUAUUCGUAAAUACAUUAAAAAUACAGUUUAACUUUGUAUGGCUAUCGUAAUUGAUUCGUUAUUGAGGAGGUAUAAAAAACCGCGAUUUGGAGACAGUUGAAUUUUGUAGACGUUAUUCGGAAUAGUGCAGACGUUAUCGAUUAAUUCAGCGAUAGCUGAUGCAUCAGAUUUCUUCAAGUUACCCUGUGCUAAUGCGUCACUAAAUGUGACUUGUCUAGUAACAAAACACCAUUUAUAGAACCGAAUUUAGCUGUAAAAUUAUCAAUUAUACUCUUAGAUUCACUUAAUUCAAGUAAAUCGCCCUUCAUCGUUUUAUUCAAAACGCUCGCUCCUUGUUCGAAACGAUGAACAGAAAGCGUCAUCAAGCAGAUUUAUUAGUCUCUAGCUCUAGGGACGGCAGUGAAGAGGACAACGAUAUGGUGACUCCUUCGAGCUCUGACUUUGAACCACAGCUCAAGCAGCACAAUUUGGUAGAAGACGAACAGCAGAAGCUUACUAGCAAGAGCAAUCAUACACUCACAGAUAGCCAAAUUUAUGACGGUGAUGUUGAAUCCUCAGCUACAGCGAAUGUCGAUUCCAAUUCGACACCACCUCCGCAAGCUUCUACAAGCACAUUCGCUGAUGAAUCAACCUCAAAUUUCACACCAGAGUCAAUCCAAGACUUCGUUAGCAAGUCGCUUUCUAUUGAUAUUCCAACAGAUCGUCCAAUUAGAAUCUACGCUGACGGUGUUUAUGACCUCUUCCACGUUGGACAUACUUUACAACUCAGACAAGCCAAAUUAUCCUUUAAGAACGUUCAUUUGAUAGUAGGCGUAUGCUCUAGCGCAACCUGCCAACAACACAAAUCCAAACCGGUUUUGAGCGAUUUCGAAAGAGCCGAAUCGGUGAGAAAUUGCAGAUGGGUUGAUCAAGUUAUUGAGGACGCACCCUGGGUUAUUGACCAGGAGUUCAUAAACAAACACAAUAUUGAUUUCGUCGCUCAUGACGAUGAACCAUACGUCGCACAAGGUCAUGAAGACGUCUAUGCCUUUGUUAAAGCUCAAGGAAGGUUCAUUCCAACUAGGCGGACAAACGGUAUUUCAACUUCUGAUCUUUUAGCCAGAAUACUCAAACAAUACAAAUCUGGUCAAUUCGACAAGAAGCUUGUCAAAAUCAAUCAAUCAGAACUUUGUUCGAAUAGCAACAGGUGAUAUCAAUAGUCAUUCAUUCUACUUUCCCUUAUUCAGGAUAGCGAUAAAAAUUGCCUUCUUUUGUUUAAAAUUACUUUUGAUUCAUACCACAUCAAU
This is a messenger RNA of Wallemia mellicola CBS 633.66, 2293 nucleotides long. Its product is annotated as Nucleotidylyl transferase. Lineage: Eukaryota; Fungi; Basidiomycota; Wallemiomycetes; Wallemiales; Wallemiaceae. Gene Ontology annotation, molecular function: dephospho-CoA kinase activity. The transcript is spliced from 5 exons. Gene Ontology annotation, biological process: coenzyme A biosynthetic process. The record is from RefSeq and is a predicted model, not a curated record. The coding region runs from base 151 to 1038 and encodes 295 amino acids.